AUGCAAAAUCAUACCAGAAUAACAACAUUCAUUCUGCUGGGGAUGACGGAUAACCCAAAAUUACAAAUUGUGCUUCUGGUAUUUUUAUUUCUCACCUAUAUUUUGAGUGUUGCUGGAAACCUGACAAUUAUCACCCUCACUCUUUUGGAUUCCCAUCUCAAAACUCCCAUGUAUUUUUUCCUCCGAAAUUUCUCUUUCUUAGAAGUUUCAUUCACUUCUGUCUGUAUUCCAAGAUUCCUAUACAGCCUGACAACUGGAGAUAGAGCUAUUACUUAUAGUGCUUGUAUCACCCAAUUAUUUUUCAUUGUCCUCUUUGGAGCAACUGAGUUUUUCCUCCUUGCGGCCAUGUCCUAUGAUCGCUAUGUGGCCAUCUGUAAGCCUUUGCAUUACAUGACCAUCAUGAACAACAAGGUGUGUACUACACUCGUUCUCGUCUGUUGGGUUGCUGGAUUAUUGAUUAUCCUCCCACCUCUUAGCAUAGGUCUCGAGCUGGUAUUUUGUGACUCAAAUCUCAUUGACAGUUUUGCCUGUGAUGCAUAUCCUAUUCUACAGAUAGCCUGCUCAGACACAGUGCUUAUAGAAAAAAUUGUUUUGGCUUUUGCUGCAUUAACAUUGAUUACCACACUCCCGGGUGUAAUUCUUUCCUACGCAUACAUCAUCAACACCAUUGUAAAAUUCCCCUCUGCUCAACAAAGAACAAAGGCUUUUUCCACCUGUUCCUCUCACAUUAUUGUUGUUUCCAUGUCCUAUGGCAGCUGCGUCUUUGCCUACAUGAAAACUUCAGUAGAUGAUGGAGUAGCCCUUAAUAAAUUGGUGUGUCUCCUUACUACUUCAGUGGCCCCUAUGCUUAACCCAUUCAUUUAUACACUUAGAAACAAGCAAGUAAAAGAC
This is a messenger RNA of Elephantulus edwardii (Cape elephant shrew), 891 nucleotides long. RefSeq names its product olfactory receptor 6C2-like. The annotation marks the transcript as partial. Gene Ontology annotation, biological process: G protein-coupled receptor signaling pathway. Gene Ontology annotation, molecular function: olfactory receptor activity; G protein-coupled receptor activity. Lineage: Eukaryota; Metazoa; Chordata; Mammalia; Macroscelidea; Macroscelididae. The transcript has a single exon. Gene Ontology annotation, cellular component: membrane. The record is from RefSeq and is a predicted model, not a curated record.